Molecule: messenger RNA, 1694 nt
Organism: Crotalus tigris (Tiger rattlesnake)
Lineage: Eukaryota; Metazoa; Chordata; Lepidosauria; Squamata; Viperidae
Product: 3-beta-hydroxysteroid-Delta(8),Delta(7)-isomerase-like
Exons: 4
Coding region: 676-1371 (231 amino acids)
Biological process (GO): cholesterol biosynthetic process
Cellular component (GO): endoplasmic reticulum; membrane
Molecular function (GO): cholestenol delta-isomerase activity; C-8 sterol isomerase activity; steroid Delta-isomerase activity
Source: RefSeq, a predicted model, not a curated record
ACUACCAAACUUGGGAUUUAUUUUAUCGUUGGUUAGAGGAAAGAAUGAAGGAUUAGGAAUCAAAUAUGUAUUAGCAUAGCUAACCCCAGACAGCUCGUUGAUUGGAAAAUUAACAUAUGUAUGCAAAAGAGAAUCAAUAAAAUCUCUAUAAAAAAAAGAGGAUUGAAGAGAGGUUCAGACCUCACCCAGUCUCAUCUGCGCUGCUUUAUAGGUGUCUGGUGGUAAGUUUGACUUUGGCUGUCUGCAGCUUAGUGACAGGCCAUAUUUCUAUGGCCGGUCUUUCGUCCACUGGUUUGGAGGGCUGCCCCGGAUUGAGCAGAAGAGCUACCGGUUGCCCAUGGCUACCGAUGCAGCCACCAUGGACGCUUGGAAGAUGAACUCCAUCUUUCUAGUUCAGUUUCGCAUCACUGGGGGGUGGGGCUAAAAGGGUCAAAAAGUUGCCCUGAAGAGGUGACCAGCAAGGAAGUGCUUUCGCUGGAUUGCAAGAGAGUGAUAGCUCUCCCGUUAGAACCGGCGUUCCCCUCCAAACUGGCGGACGAAAGAAUAUCAAACUGAAAGAAUCUGAUCAUAGGUUGUGCUUAACUAAUUCUCUGUAUUUAAUGCAGGUGGGUCAUUUUCUACCAGAAAAAGCCCUUGCCUUUUUCACUGGCUCAACUCACACUUUCUCAACCCAGUAUGGUUCUGGAAGCAAAACCUGAUGUUGUCCACCACCCAUACUGGCCUCGGAAUUUGGAACUCCAAAAUUACAUCCCAAAUGAUCAACCCUCAUGGCAAUUCUUGACAUUCGUAUUCUCUACUUCAGGAAUUCUCUUGCUAUUGACUUGGUUCGUAGCAAGUUGGCAAAGCAAGAUAUGGGGCCCUUUUGGAACUUGGUGCGCCUUGAUCAUUUGCUGGUUUACCAUCUGUGUUUUUAUUCAUACUGUCAUCGAGGGCUGGUUUGCCCUUUACUAUAUAGAAAUCCCAGGGGAUCAAUCCUUUGUCUCGCAGCUCUUUAAGGAAUAUGGCAAAGGUGACAGCAGAUAUAUGAUAUCAGAUAAUUUUAUAAUUUGCGUGGAAACAGUCACUUUCUGUGUUUUGACUCCCCUCAGUCUUUGGACUGCAGUCGCAUUUCUUUCACGCCAGUCCCAUCGAUACGUGCUGCAGCUAGUGGUGUCAAUAGGUCAACUAUAUGGUGAUGUUCUCUACUUCUACACUGCAUACCGUGAUGGCUUUCGCCAUAGUGAGAAGUGGCACCCUACCUACUUCUGGUUUUACUUUGUCUUUCUGAAUGGUCUGUGGAUUAUCAUUCCCUCUAUUCUCAUCUGGGAUGCCUGGAAGCACCUCAGUGGUUGCCAGAGAGUAAUAGAUGCCAACAAGAUCAAGAAACAUUGAUGUUUUGCACAGGAGGUCGUAUUGGAUGGUACUUCCAGCCCUUCAGAGGUUGAUCUUGUAUUCCUCCUGUUCCUCUGCACCUGUUUAGAUAUUUUCUGUGGUUUCUCUCCAUUUUCAGUUAAUUGAUUGAAUUGAUGGUGGUUAUUCUCUUCUUUAAAUAUUCAUAGCUCUUAAAUUAUGAGCUUAAAAUUAAGACUGCAGUUUUAUCUUAAUGAAGGUUUUUUUUUUAAAUCAGGAAAUUGUAUUUCUAAAUAAAUGUCAUUAGGAUCAAGUGACUCAACUAAUACUAGUCAGUAUUAAACUGAGCCCUGCUGUAGACCAUA